AUGGCCACAAUGCUAAUAAUAAACCAUAUGUGUUUUGUUAUGAUUACGUCCUUGUUAUUGUUCGCUUUUCCAACAGCAAACUCGAUUCCAGUCGAAGACAUUGACAAGCUAUGCAAAGAGACUACUGACGUCACCUUCUGCCUCCAAUCCAUCGGAGAUGAUCCACGAACACUUGCCGCACGUAAUCUCCGCGACGUGCUUUUAAUUGCGAUAUCGCAGUCAAAAGUGCAAGUGGACGACGCAACCACCCAUCUUAGCACAGUCAGUGGAAAGUUCACUGGUCCGAAUGGGAAGAGACGGAUCAAGGUUUGCAAGAAGGAUUACGGAAUCGCUUCGGCUAGGUUUCAGACUGCUUGGGAACUCACACUUAAAAAAUCGUAUUGGGACAUGGAGAAAAUGGUAAGUCUUGGCACCAACGCUGUGGUCGACUGCGAAAACGUAUGGAGAAGGGAUGGUCCGAUACAAACGUCACCACUCACUUCCUAUAACAUGAACGUUUUCAAGCUCUCUGGAAUCAUUCUUCUUAUUUUCCAAAAGCUUAUACAAUAACUUUAAUUUGUACCGGAAUUUUGAUAUUGCAUGACAAACGACCUUAGUUACGUGUAAUAAAAGUUGGGAAA
Messenger RNA from Capsella rubella, 620 nucleotides. Its product is annotated as pectinesterase inhibitor 5. Gene Ontology annotation, biological process: negative regulation of catalytic activity. Lineage: Eukaryota; Viridiplantae; Streptophyta; Magnoliopsida; Brassicales; Brassicaceae. The record is from RefSeq and is a predicted model, not a curated record. Gene Ontology annotation, molecular function: pectinesterase inhibitor activity. The transcript has 2 exons. The coding region runs from base 1 to 549 and encodes 182 amino acids.